Spodoptera frugiperda (fall armyworm) is the source of this 448-nucleotide messenger RNA. RefSeq lists its product as uncharacterized. Bases 56 to 382 code for a protein of 108 amino acids. NCBI's taxonomy places the organism in Eukaryota, Metazoa, Arthropoda, Insecta, Lepidoptera, Noctuidae. The record is from RefSeq and is a predicted model, not a curated record. The transcript has 2 exons.
GAAUAUCAACUCACAUUUCACUCAAACUUUGUAGUAAGUUUACUCCACUACGAAGAUGCGUUCCAUCAGUGUUGUGUUGGUACUCGUUGCAGUUGCUAUAGCAAACGCGUCAAUCACGCCAAAACCACAUUACGAUAUAGAUAAAGCUCCAGAAUUGUAUGAGCAGUACCUUAAGGACUACAACAAGCAUUACAAGGAUGAAGCUACCAAAAAUGAGCAUUACCUAGCAUUUGUCAAGGCCUUAAAAAAAAUUAACGAAUAUAAUGCAGAGCCCAACAAUACUGCAGUAUUCGGUCUUAACCAAUUCACUGAUUAUACCGAAGAAGAGUGGAGAAAGAUGUUUCCAGGAUUUCCAACGUUAGCACCUGCAGUCAGCAACUGAUGACGAAUAUUACACAACCGCAUCUAUCGAGUUGGAUUUAAACUUAACAAUAAAGAAUGAUCAUUA